Molecule: messenger RNA, 1227 nt
Organism: Neocloeon triangulifer
Lineage: Eukaryota; Metazoa; Arthropoda; Insecta; Ephemeroptera; Baetidae
Gene: mtSSB
Product: single-stranded DNA-binding protein, mitochondrial
Exons: 4
Coding region: 116-577 (153 amino acids)
Biological process (GO): mitochondrial DNA replication; positive regulation of helicase activity
Cellular component (GO): mitochondrial nucleoid
Molecular function (GO): single-stranded DNA binding
Source: RefSeq, a predicted model, not a curated record
CGCUCGAUUCACACCAAUUCACACGUGUGUCGUGUCGCCGCCGCAGUGAAAAGACGCUCAAAUUUUCGAUUUUAACAUUCCUUUUCGUCUCUUUCAUUUAACUUUUACGUUCAAAAUGUUAGGUCUCGCUCAGCUUGCCAAGGCACGUUCGUCCCUUCUGAAGCAAUUUGUCCAGCCCGCUCGCUUGCUGGCCACUGAGACAGACAUCCAGCAGCCUGUGUUGAAUGAGAAAACCAUCAACCAGGUGACUCUUCUCGGCCGAGUCGGAAGCGAUCCGCAAAAGAGAGGCAACGAAGAGCACCCUGUUGUCAUCUUCAGCCUCGCCACUCACUUAAAUUACAAACAGGCCUCGUCAGGUCUCAAUGUUCAAAAGCCCGAGUGGCAUCGCAUUUGCUGCUUCAAGCCCAAUCUGCGUGACUAUGCCUACCAGUAUGUGAAAAAGGGGCAGCGAGUCCACAUCACUGGCCGUCUCACCUACGGAGAAAUCACAGACUCGGAAGGAGUCUCUCGCACCACCACUGCCAUCAUUGCUGAGGACCUCAUCUUCCUUGGCUCGGGAAAUAACAAUAGGCAGUAAAUCUCCGUAGUGAUUCAAAUGGAUCAAGCAACAGUUCCUGAAAACUACUUUUCACUCUCUGGAAGAGUUAUUUUUUUUACCAUGAGAUUAGUUCCGAGCAUUUUGAUCUGUCAAUUAUUUAGUUCAAAACAACACACUCGUUGCAGCUUGUAAAGCAUCACACAAAAGCCCUUUGAUUGUUGUAUCACUUUGUGAUCAAGACGAAGCGCUGCCAUGCUGGUAUUUUAUAUCAAAAUAAGUUUUUCAAAAUGACAUCUCAUCACAUUUGAUUCAUUCAGUUGCAUUUUUUAUUUAUCUCUAGUGUUAUGACAAAUAUAAUAAAAAAAUGUCUGUAGUUUUAGUUCUGCUUAGUGACUCGUGUAGAAGAACAAUUCGGUCUUGUUAAGUACUUAAAAGGCAUUAAAGAAGCUAUUUCGUAUAAAAACCGUUUGUACUUUUUAAUAAAAUUUAUGAUAUAUUUCCAUUUCGGGUAUAUUAAAUGAGACAAGCAGUUGAAAUCUUUGCAAUUUUAUGUCUGUUUUUAAUUUUGAAACUGCAAGGAACACAGUGAGGAAUAAUACUCAUUUUAAUUUUAUGCAACUUCUCUGCAAGAUUCUCAACAUAAAAAGUCAAAUGAUCAUUUUGUUUAAACCAAGCCAUGAGAUCUUUAA